GCUUCCUCCCCCUAAGAAUACAAAUUGGAAACUAAUUUCAACUUCAACAAUGGAAUAUUGAAUAAUUAUUGAUCAAGCAGGCUACUGUUUUCUCAUCAGGGAUUUCUUUAAGGUUGCUAUGGGAAUCUUAUGAUAAUCUGAGAGGAAGUAAGUCCUGAUAAUAUUGCAGUUAUUCAUCAUGUGCCUGGAGUGAAGAGGAAGGGAAACACUUCAUAUCUAAGUGCCAAGGCUCUGCUGUGUCAUGGCUACAGACUCUGGUGAAUCAGCCAGCACAGAAGAAUCAGAGAAACCUGAUGGAGUUUCUUUGGAAUGUGUGAAUCCUUCUGUUGAUGUUAUUUUGACCAUGGAGGCCAGGACCAAAGAGGGGCUUAGCACCCCUGCCUCUGGGGCAAUUGUGAAAGAAAAGGUUUUUCCGAAAAGUGUGGAGAUAAUAGAGGAUGAAAAGGACUUGGAACUUACUCCACGGAAUGAGCAAGAACAAUUUAUCUUGGGUGAUCAGAGGAUGAUCCAUCUUUCUGCCAGUAUACUUGUGGCUGAGCAAGAAGCCAGAAAUGAGCAAAAUUCAAAGGUAAUUAUGGAAGCCGCGAAGGAAAGGACGAAGAAGGAGAUAGAAGAGGAGGCAGAGAUGAAGGCUGUGGCUACAUCACCUGGUGGAAGAUUUCUGAAAUUUGACAUUGAGUUGGGAAGAGGAGCUUUCAAAACUGUCUUCAAGGGUCUGGACACAGAAACCUGGGUAGAAGUUGCUUGGUGUGAACUGCAGGACAGGAAGCUGACCAAAGCAGAACAGCAGGUUAAAGAAGAAGCUGAAAUGCUGAAGGGGCUACAACACCCCAACAUUGUCCGAUUUUAUGAUGCUGGGAAUCAACGGUUUAAAGGAAAGAAGUGUAUUGUAUUGGUAACUGAACUGAUGACAUCUGGAACACUGAAAACAUAUUUAAAGCGUUUCAAACUCAUGAAGCCAAAGGUGUUGAGGAGCUGGUGCCGACAGAUUUUAAAAGGGCUACAUUUUCUGCACACAAGGACUCCUCCUAUCAUCCAUCGUGAUUUGAAAUGUGACAACAUCUUCAUCACAGGACCUACUGGUUCAGAGAUAGGGGACUUGGGACUUGCCACCUUAAUGCGCACUUCAUUUGCGAAGAGUGUUAUAGGAACUCCUGAAUUCAUGGCUCCUGAGAUGUAUGAAGAACAUUAUGAUGAGUCGGUGGAUGUCUAUGCUUUUGGAAUGUGCAUGUUAGAGAUGGCAACUUCUGAAUACCCAUAUUCUGAAUGUCAGAAUGCAGCUCAGAUCUACAGAAAAGUAACCAGUGGCAUUAAACCUGCUAGUUUUAAUAAGGUGACAGACCCAGAAGUAAAAGAGAUCAUUGAAUGUUGCAUUCAGCAGAACAAAUCUGAAAGGCUCUCCAUCAAAGACCUCUUGAACCAUGCUUUCUUUGCGGAAGACACGGGACUCAGGGUGGAGCUGGCAGAGGAGGAGGAGGAUGGGCUGCAUUCCUCUUUGGCUUUGAGGCUUUGGGUAGAAGAUCCCAAGAAACUGAAAGGAAAGCACAAAGACAAUGAGGCGAUAGAGUUCAGUUUCAAUAUGGAAACAGAUAUCCCAGAGGAAGUGGCUUGCGAAAUGGUGAAGUCGGGAUUCUUCCAUGAAAGUGAUUCCAAAGCUGUGGCCAAAUCCAUCCGUGAUCGUGUCACCCUAAUCAAGAAGACUCGGGAGCAAAGGCAGGUGGGCAGCCUGGAGGAAAGGAGGGACUCGCAAAGUCAGCUUCCAAGUGGAUUGCCCUUACUUCAGCCGCAAGGCUCCUCAUUCACCCCACCUUCUCAGCAAAGCAAGACCGAGUGUGAGGAAACAGAGGUUGAUCAACAUGCCAGACAACAACACGUCCUUCAACAAAUGCAGCACAGUUUUUCCCUCACUGCUGACAACUUGUCUGAAACAGGAGCAGGAACAGUUAUACUGUCAGAUGCCUCUAGCCAACAUAAUCUGGCAUUUUCCACGGAACACAUGAUGGGUACUCAACAAGUCCCCAACCUCUCACAAACUGAAAAUAGCAGUGUUCAAGGGCACAUAUAUACUUCUCAACAGCUGAUGGGGCAUUAUCAGUCCAAUGCAGGGGUGCAGCCGGCAUUGCCAACAAAUAUGGCUCACCCUGGUGCUUUACCAUUAAUGCAGACUCAGCCUUCUGGUCUACCUACUCACAAUUUGGCACCUCCUGCAACUCUCCAAGCCCAAACUUCUCCUCUUGCAGCUCAACAAUUCCCAGCAAGAAUGCCUCCAGAUUCACAGGUAUCCUACAGUGCAGAAAGUCAAGCUUUGGAUGGAUCCAUCAUGGGAGUUCCUCAGCAGAUAUUGACAAUAACUUCUCCUCAGAAUAUACCUGCCUCACAGGUGGGGAAUCAACACAUGCCAACAAGCAUACAGUUAACUUCUGCUGCUAGACUUGGUAGUCAGGCUACAGCUGCUGUCGGUUCGGUGGAAUUAGAGACUGCUCCUGCCAAUUUGGUAUCUGCCAGUCAGUCCCCUGUGCUACAUGGGCAGCCUUCAGUUCAAUUUGUCAACAACAUGCAAGUUCUUCAGUCAGUUCCACAAGGAGUUAGACUUAUUCAACAACCCAAGCAAGUUUCACAGCAGGUGCCAUCAACACAGCAAGUUCCUCAGCAGGUGGCAUCUAUGCAGCCAAGCCAGCAAAUGGUUCCACAGGUGACAUCAUCUUCACAGCAGGUUUCUCAGCAAAUUGCAGCUAUGCAGCAGAUUCCCCAGAAACUAAUGGCUAUGCAGCAGCCUCAGCAGGUAGCAUCUAUGCAGCCACCUCAACAAGGGGUGUCCUUGCAACAACCGCAGCAAAUUCACCAGCAAGGGAUGCCUAUACAGCAGUCUCAGCAAGUUCCUCAACAAGCGCCAUCUAUACAGCAAAGCCAAACUGUUCCACAUGUGGCUUCUACUCAGCAGAUUUUGGAGCAGCCUCAGAAAAUUUCCCAACAGGCAGCAUCCAUACACCAGCCUCCGCAAGUUCCUCAGCAAAUUCUCCAACAAGUGGCAUCAGCGCAGCAGCCCCAGCAGAAUCCUCAACAAGUAACAUCCACACAGCAGCCCCAUCUUAUUCCUCAGCAGGUUCCACAACAAGUGACAUCCAUACCGCAGUCACACCACAUCCCUCAGCAAGUUCAACAUCAGGUGACACCUUUACAGCAAUCACAACAAAGUCCUCAACAGACAGCAGCCAUGCAACAACCUCAACAGGUUCCACAGCAGGUGACGCCCAUGCAGCAGCAGCACAUGAUACAGCAGGUGACAGCCAUACAGCAGACACAACAAGGUCCUCCACAGGCAGCAUCUAUGCAGCAGCCACAGCAUAUUCAGCAAGUUCCACAGCAGAUGACACCCAUACAGCAACAACAACAACAAUGUCCUCAACAAGAGGCAUCUCUACAGCAGCCACAGCAUAUUUUCAGCAAGUUCCACAGCAGAUGUUUUGCCGUGCAUUCACCUGAGCAGUCAUUGCACCUGUCGAAGGAUGGAGAUGCUGGCAACAUGGAAUUGCAGAUCUGUUCAACACAAUCCACAAAAACCCAUCCUUACCCUUCUGAGUCACAUCUGCCUGAACCAUCAAUAUAUCUUAUCCAGCAAGAUUCUAGCUUGGGCCACCAGCAGCUGCACCCACCACAUGUGGCACAUAAAAUUCCAGAAGGACAACAGUCAGGGCCACAGGCACCUUUUGCUUCAUCUCAGCCAUCUUUCACGCCACAAAUGAAACCACAACCUCCUUAUCAGGAGUUUAGCCAGCAACCUAUUACUCAGCCACACAAAGCCACAAUCCCUCAAUCUGCCCUUGUAUCAGAACAGCCAGCACAAGCUUAUACCAUGCAACAAUCUUUGGAUGCGCCAGGACUGUUGAAUCAUGCUCCUCUCCUCCAGCAAUCUCAUGCAUUUCAACCAAUUGACAAUAACCAACAGUUUAUUUCUCCACCAGCACAAUCAACAUACAUUCAACAGCAGACAGUAUGUCCGAACUCAGUUUUAUCUGCAGAAUUGAUUGUCCAGGAGCAGAUGCCUAUGGCAGCUACUUUGAACCAGCAAACAGCAUUUACUGCUGUGAAUGAACCAAACCAAGAGUAUCAUCAAGGACAAGACAUUCCACAGCUUCCUGGGCAUUUUGCCCUGUUUCCAUCUCAGUAUCAGAUGAACCUGAGCAUCAGCCAGCAGUUCAAAAACAAGAGUCUAUUCAAGGCUUGGUACAGGACCUUCCAAAGGAAGGUGACUGGCUGUGACCUUCCAUGCGGAAAUGGCAAACAAGACAAGAGCAAACAGAGAAGGACCUCCUGUGCCCGACCAGAGAAGGGAACCAAAUUUCAACUCACAGUGCUGCAGGUAUCAACAUCUGGAGACAAUACUGUUGAGUGCCAACUUGAAACGCAUAACAACAAGAUGGUUACAUUUAAAUUUGAUGUUGAUGGAGAUGCUCCAGAGGACAUAGCUGAUUACAUGGUUGAAGAUAAUUUUGUAUUGGAAAAUGAGAAGGAUAAAUUUGUUGAUGAAUUGCGAGCUAUUGUUUGCCAGGCUCAAGACAUCAUUUCUAGUCUUCCUAUUGAAGAACGAGCCACUGGCAUGGAAUCUGCUCCUUCUGAUCCAAAUAACUGCCAAACAGGAUCUUCUGAACAAGUUCAGAUAAAUCCAGCAUCUACUCAAAGUGGCAGUGAUGCUGCUCCCCAGUCAUCCCCUGUUGGCCGCUGGAGGUUUUGCAUCAACCAAACAAUAAAGAACAGAGACACCCAGGCAUCUUAUAUCCCAGUACAGUCAAUGAAAACUAUUCAAGGAUGUCAGACAACAGAUUGCAUAAAGGAAAGUACAAAAGAAGAGACACCCAAGAUUGUUCACAACCUGUGGACAAUCUUAGUAGCCAACAUAAGCCUAGCCCUUCUUUCAGUUCAGAGGAUUUGACAAGACAGUGUGAUAUCUGAACCCCAAAUUUUGGAACCUGAACAUUUAACCCUUUCUCAUGAAGCAGAAAGCAGCACGGAUAAAUUACUAUCUGCCUCUACAGGUGACAAUACUAGUGCUACUACUUACGAUUCAGAGGCUUGGCUGGACUCUUUGCCAGCAGAAACUCAGUCUAAUGGAGCUCCCCUAUCUUCAUAUGUACCUCAUCCGGCAUCUGUUGUGAAUGAGUUGAAUUUGUCCACGGAAGCCUUUGAUUCCACACUAAUGUCUUGUCAGACUUUGAUCACUGAGGAAGCAGAACAUGUAAUAAAUGCAGAGCAAGCAGCUGCUUUGGCGCAGACUCCGAGUCAGGAAGGAAUUUCCUCCACAUCCAUUCUGGAAUCAGACAGUGAGGGCCCCCCUAAGAUGGAUUUUGUUGACAACAACAUCAAAACUCUGGAUGAAAAGCUGCGGACACUUCUGUAUCAGGAGCACAGCUUGUCAGGCACUUCUCCUGAGAGCCAAAAAGACACACAGUGAGCGGAGUCUCCAUUUUCCUCAUCUGCUGAAGAUACUUUUCCUGCCCGGGACAUUCUGAAACACAAGACACUAAUUCCCCCCAAGAGACCGAUCCCCAAGCUGCUCAUUCUAUCCGCAAGUCAUCCUGAUAGCUUGCCAGUGGUGAGACAAGAGGCCAUGGUUAUUACCUCUGCUCCCAGGGAUCUCUGCAGUCAUGAGAUGUCCUUGGAGGCUUCAUUUCCUGAGAAUCCUGUGGCUUGUCCUGCUUCAGAAUCAAGUGGUGGAGCUGUGCACCUGCAUGCAGGAGCAGAGGAGAUGACUGCUGAUGGUGCUUCUGACUGGAUUUCUCUUUCUGAGCAAGCAACCAGAGAGAAUAAAGCAUUGGGUCAUUCUAAAUCUGGAGCUGGAUCAUUCCAGCGAGGCAGAUUUCAGGUCAUCACAGUUCCACAACAGUUGUCCUCAGGUGUUUCAGAAAGUGAACUCUCUGAGAUGUCUCCUUCCUUGGAGCUUGGAACAGAAGAAGCUGUCCCAGAGGAAGAGAAAUGGCUACCCUCCCAGUGCCAUGGGACUUUCUGCACCCAUGGGUGGAGGCAGCCUAGAAGGCUGGGAGUCAACCAGCAGUCUCAAGAGGAAAGGGGCGGCACCCACCCAAAGAGGCGUAGUUCUCUUUUUUACUCGGCAUCUUCUCCAAUGAGUAGUGAUGAUGAAUCUGAAAUUGAAGAUGAGGACCUGAAAUUGGAGCUACAGCGUUUGCGGGAAAAGCACAUCCAGGAAGUAGUCAGCCUGCAAGCUCAACAGAACAGGGAGUUGCAGGAGCUAUAUGAACGUCUUCGCUCCAUCAAAGAUAGCAGGUCAGAAUCCUCUGACCUCUCCCUGCAACUGUCAUCCCCACGGCGGCCUAAAUCUUUCAAAAGCAAGCUGCGCAGCCGGCCACAAUCUCACUCUCAUGUCGACAAUGGCAUUGUUGCUGCUGAAUGCUGUUGUGCAACCACUGCUGCCUCUGUGAUUGACUAUCAGUUGAGCAUUCAAGCCCAUUUGCUGCAUCAAAGCUGUUCACAAGCAGAAACUAACCAAGAACAACUCUGCAUCGUGAGUAGCACUGCCUCUUGUCAGCAGACAACCAGUAAAAAAGGAAUGUUCACGGAUGAUUUGCAUAAACUGGUGGAUGACUGGACUAAAGAAAAGGUGGGAAAUUCCCUCAUCAAGCCAAGUCUCAAUCAAAUCAAACAGAACAAGCACCGGCUGGAUACUGACAGCUGGAGCAAAGUAUAUGAGACAACAACAUCUACUGUGGGCUACACCUCCACAUGGAUUUCCUCACUUUCCCAGAUCCGCGGGACUGUACCAGCUGCUUUACCCCAAGGACUUCCCCUGUCACCCUUUUCUGGCACACUAUCGCCAUAUGGAAUACCACAUUUGUGCCAGUAUAACACCAUCGCAGGAACAACUUACCCAGUGCAAUGGAUGGGCAUUUCUGGGACAACUCAACAAUCUGUCGUGGUCCCUGCCCAGACAGUGGGACCCUUUCAACCAGGGAUCAGCAUGCCAGCAUUUCCAGCAUCGCCCGUGCAAAACCCAGCUCCCAUUCCCCCAAGUCCCAAAUGAAGAUGGAUAGCAAAAAAAAAGCUAGAUAUGGGGACUGUGCCUAUCUCUCAUGACUCCAUUCCUCUGCCUUGCAUUCUGCUGCCUGGAUUUGGGGGUGAAUUCCCCAGUGCAGUGAUGUGGGAAUGGUAGGAGAUUGUCUUUGCAUUCUCCUCUUUGAAUACUUGAUUUCAUUUUCUUUAGGGAAUUUUUUUAAGUACUUGAGAGAGCUUUGGCCUGUACAUCUCUUUGUUCUUGAGAUGAACAGCAUGCCAUGUGCUGCUUAUUAAUAAGCCUUCCCUAUCAUUCCUGCCCCAUAUCCCUUGUUUGCUUUUGUGACAACUGUUUUUUGAAGUUGGUAGUAACUCUUCUUGGAUUAUAUACUUACUAGCAUUUGAAUUAAUUUACAGAAUGGAAGGGAUCAGCAGAGAAGAGUGACAUUUAUAUUUGCAUUAUUGUUAUGUUUCGAUUUAGUUUCAUUGGCAGCUCGACUACAGGCUAACUAAGGUUUAAAAAAAAAUGGAUUAUAGUUUGUUUAGUUGAAUUCUAUCGUAAACUCUUCCUUCCUCUGUCCCAGAGAUAGGCCUUUUGGAAGUGAAGCACUGCUGAAAGAAGAGGCGUACAGUUGCUGCCUUCUCUUUGAUUUGGGAAAGCUGUCCUGGACAAUUCAGAACUAUUUGUAGAAUGCAACUAGAUGUCCUUACACACACUAUAUUCCGUAGAUACAUUGGAAUGUUGACCUGGUUUAUUGUACCUGUGUUUGGGACUCUUUGAGGUUUUUUUAAAGCUUAUUUUGCAGCUGAUACAAAUCUUAUAUUAUGGA
Molecule: messenger RNA, 7832 nt
Organism: Thamnophis elegans (Western terrestrial garter snake)
Lineage: Eukaryota; Metazoa; Chordata; Lepidosauria; Squamata; Natricidae
Gene: WNK3
Product: WNK lysine deficient protein kinase 3
Biological process (GO): positive regulation of potassium ion import across plasma membrane; monoatomic ion homeostasis; negative regulation of sodium ion transport
Cellular component (GO): cytosol; cytoplasm
Molecular function (GO): ATP binding; potassium channel inhibitor activity; protein serine/threonine kinase activity
Source: RefSeq, a predicted model, not a curated record